AUGCCGAGCUCUCAUCUGAGCUCCACCGUGUGCCCCAAGAUUUGUAUCCCCAGUGUCCCCCAAAGGCCAGUGUGCUACAAGCUUGGUCCCCAGCCUCUUGCACUACUGCAGAAGGCGACAGGUGAACAGAUCGCCAUCAAGCAAUGCCGACAGGAGCUCAGCCCAAAGAACAGAGACCGCUGGUGCCUUGAGAUCCAGAUCAUGAGAAGAAAUGACACCUACAGGCACUCCAAAGUCCGGCAGAAGAGCGAAGUAGACAUCGUUGUUAGUGAAGAUUUGAAUGGAGCAGUGAAGUUUUCAAGUUCGCUACCCUUCCCCAAUAAUCUUAACAGUGUCCUGGCUGAACGGCUGGAGAAGUGGCUGCAGCUGAUGCUUAUGUGGCACCCUCGGCAAAGGGGCACAGAUCCCCAGUAUGGCCCCAACGGCUGCUUCAGAGCCCUGGAUGACAUCUUGAACUUGAAGCUGGUUCACGUCUUGAACAUGGUCACAGGCACCGUUCACACAUACCCCGUGACGGAGGAUGAGAGUCUGCAGAGCUUAAAAACCAGAAUCCAGGAAGACACAGGGAUCCUGGAGACAGANCAGGAGCUGCUGCAAGAGGCAGGGCUGGUGCUGCUCCCUGACAAGCCUGCUACUCAGUGCAUCUCAGACAGCAANACAAACGAGGGCCUCACGUUGGACAUGGAUCUUGUUUUUCUCUUUGACAACAGUAAAAUCAACUAUGAGACUCAGAUCACCCCCCGACCCCAACCGGAAAGUGUCAGCUGUAUCCGUAAGUGCAUCGUUUCCUCAGAUAAAUUGCUGCUGGCCUGGCGGGAGAUGGAGCAGGCUGUGGAGCAGUGUGGGCGGCAUAUGACCAGUAGUCUAAAAAGUAGUGAUGUGCUGGCAAGAGUUAGCAGGCUGGUGUGCCUUGACUCUGGCCUUCUCUCUUCCAGGGAGGAACAAGCGAGGGAGCUCUACCGAAGACUCAGGGAGAAGCCAAGAGACCAAAGGACAGAAGGUGACAGCCAGGAGAUGGUACGGCUGCUGCUUCAGGCAAUCCAAAGCUUUGAGAAGAAAGUGCGGGUGAUUUAUACACAGCUCAGUAAGACCGUGGUUUGUAAGCAGAAGGCACUGGAGCUGCUGCCCAAGGUAGAAGAGGUGGUGAGCCUUAUGAACGAGGACGAGAGGACCGUGGUCCGGCUUCAGGAGAAGCGGCAGAAGGAGCUCUGGAACCUCCUGAAGAUCGCCUGUAGCAAAGUCCGAGGUCCCGUGAGUGGAAGCCCAGACAGCAUGAAUGUGUCUCGACUCAGUCACCCUGGUCAGCUAAUGUCCCAGCCUUCCAGUGCCUGUGACAGCUUACCUGAAUCAGACAAGAAAAGUGAAGAACUGGUGGCCGAAGCCCACGCCCUCUGCUCCCGGCUAGAAAGUGCNCUGCAGGACACGGUGAAGGAGCAAGACAGAAGCUUCACGACUCUAGACUGGAGCUGGUUACAGAUGGAGGAUGAAGAAAGGUCUAGCCUGGAGCAGGCCUGUGACUGAGGUGCCCAUGAGCUGGCCUGUGGCUCUGCAUGUGACGAUGUUCUGGUAUCUCCAGGUGGACAUCUCACUCUGCCAGCAGCUGUGAUGCUUGCCCGCAGCAGCCUAGGCUGGCCNUGUCUACACACUGGAUUUCUCGCCCACAGAAGCACAACAAUGCAGUCACAAGCACUUGCAGCAGCGACGCUUCAUGGCUGCUGUACAAAGAAAGCAACACAGAGAAAUGACAAGUGUCUAUCUUGAGUGUUUCCAGACAGCAGACAGCCUGUCUGCUUUGGACUCCUGGGGGAGGAAGCUCUGCCCUGCCCACCCCUCCUCUCCUUACAGCUGGGACGUCAUCCGGAUCCAGCUCUCUUAGACAGUUAAUCCUAAGUUUGACUAUCGUAUCUCUCUCUUCCUCUUCACUUCUCCCCUGGUAAAUGUUUCUACCUUCUGUGCUGGUCACUGUGGCAAAACAACCUUUGACUAUGCUGUAGUGAUGGCGAUGCCAAACUCCCUGCUGUUUCUGGUCCUUUAAGCCACAAAGUGACUUACAAAGCCAGGCAGAACAGAAAUGCAGGUACAUAUCUUGAGUCCCAAAGAUUACCUAGAAUCAAUUAUCACGGAGAAAAAAGGAAGAUGAAGGUCUUAUGCCAACUACUACCCUACUGAACACUGCGACUCCUGGGUACCUGUCAGGUGUGUGUGCAUAUUGCUGCCUCUUAAAUUAGCUAGCAAUAUUAUUAAAUUGGUUCAUUUUAUAAGUAGUUUCUAUUUUUUGUAACAUUACUCAGAUAUGUAUCCUGGACUCAAAGGUGUAUUUCCACAGUAUACCAUCACUAGUACUUCUGAGCUCAAAACUCAACAUCAUGGGAAAGUUUGUAAAAUUGAAUAGUGUGUCUAGAUCAUGAGCCAUUUUAACAUCACACAAAACUUGUGUGUUUGUGUGCAUGUGUGUGUGUAAAAGCAAAAACAGGCUCAGGUUAUCAUAGGCAGGUAUAUUUAAUUAGAGAAUAUGUAAUGUUGAAACAGAGAAAUGUCAGAGUGGCCACCGCAGAGACAGUGUGACGCAUCGAUGAUCAGAUGAGUUCAGAGGUGCUGCAUGCUUUGAUUGCUCCUUAGAGAUUGAUACUGUACACUGGUAAACUAUCUGAAAACUCUGACAAUAAAGAUGCUGGCUUAAGCUCAGUGUAAACUCG
This is a messenger RNA of Mus caroli (Ryukyu mouse), 2696 nucleotides long. Lineage: Eukaryota; Metazoa; Chordata; Mammalia; Rodentia; Muridae. The record is from RefSeq and is a predicted model, not a curated record.